CGUUCCGUUUUUCGUUCGCUCUUCGCUCCGUUUCAUUCGGCGGUUCGGUUCACCUGUCUCGAAAAAUCCUUGGCGCCUAUUAUAACCGGCUUUUCUAGUAAUUUUCGAAUUAUUCCAUCAAUUUGUAUUAAUACCUCUCAGUUAUCGCCUUGAAGUGAAACAAUGGCUACAGACGACGUAAAUAUUGCCGAAGACGCCGAAAUGGCAGAAUGCGAUGGGGACAAAGUUGUUACAAUGAUGGAUGUUUUACAAGAGCAGCAGGACUUCGAGGAAGAUGCCAACGCUGUCCUGGGAGCCUCUGACGACAAGAACUGCACUUAUCCUAAGGGCUACAUCAAGAGACAAGCUCUGUAUGCUUGCCUGACAUGCUGCACCGAAGCUAAGACUGACCCCACAAAGAGGGCUGGUGUUUGCCUUGCAUGCAGCUUAACCUGCCAUGAAAACCAUGAACUCGUUGAGUUGUACACCAAAAGGAACUUCAGAUGCGAUUGUGGCAAUCCCAAAUUCAACUCCAACCCUUGCCAAUUCACUUCGGACAAAACUGACCUCAAUGAGGGCAAUGUUUAUAACCAGAACUUCAGUGGGCUUUACUGCACCUGCCACAGGCCCUACCCUGACCCAGAAUCAACCAUCGAGGAUGACAUGAUCCAAUGCAUCAUUUGUGAAGAUUGGCUUCAUGCAUCUCAUCUGGAUGCUGUAGUACCUGCCAAUGAUCAAUACUCAGAAAUGAUCUGCAAGAGUUGCAUGGAGAAGAAUGAGUUUCUUCAUGAUUAUAGCAUGUUUGCAGUAACUGUUGAGACAGGAGAUGUAGAUAUUGUAUCAGUCAAUGGUGAUUCUAAGUCUACUGACAAUAGCCUUUGUAAUGGCGAUCUGGAAAAAGAGAAACUAACCAAUGGCAUAGAAGUAAAUAAAACUGAAAGCGAACCUGCAAACGUAACUGUUAAUGGGGAUGUUGAAAUGAGUGAGGACAAAGUAAAAGAUGAUGCAGAACAGAAAAUAACUGAGGAACAAAAUUCUAGUGCAGUAAAUACAGAAGAAAAACAAACUGACAUAAGUAAUGUUGAGUCAGAGUCUAAAUCUGAAGAUAAGGAAAAGGCAAAUAUUGAUGAAAGUCUGGCGGAUACUGAAACCAAGACAACAGAGCCAGAAGAUCAGCCUAUGGAGACUACUGAAAUAAAAGAAGAUGAAAAAACUACAGAAGAGUCGAAUACUGGGAAGGAUAAUUUAGAGACAGAAAAAGGCACUUCAAAUGAACAAUCUGAAGAUAAAUCUGAUGCAACAGUAAUUACAUCUGAACAAAAAUCUGACCAAAGCACUGAUGAAAAUGCUGAAAGCACAAAGGAAAAUUCUGAAAACACAAAUGAUAUGGAUAGUAAAGAUAUCAAAACUGAUGACAGUACACAAAGUACUGACAAAGAACCACAAAAAACAGAUGCAGCCAUUAAUGACCAGUCUGAGAAACAACAUGAAGGUGAUGGUGAUAAGGUACAAGAAAGCUUAGUGGAGACCAGUGAAGAAAAAUCUGAACAACAGCUUUUAAAUGACCUUAGUGAAUUAACAGCUGACAAUUCAGUAGCUGAAGAAAAAAUGGAUCAAUCUGGAAGUGGAGAAAAUGUUCCUUCAAAUACUACAGAAUUGGCUGAAGAAAUAACUAAAGAAAGUGAAAGUUCAGAUCAGAAACCAGUUAAUGAAAACACAGCUGAUGCAAAUAACAUAGAAGUACCAGACACUUCACAACCAGCUGAGAAUGAGAAGGAGAAUCCUGAAGAUAAGACUGACUCUGUGAUGGAUGCUAUUGAUGAACUGUUAGACACGGCAAAUAAUGCGAAAGAGAACGCAACUGAAGAACAACAAGAAGAAACUAAGAAUGAGUCAUCAGAGAGUAAAGUAGAAAGUACUGAACAGAAAGAGUCUGAUGAUGUUAAUAUGAAACCCAGUGAAACUCAACCUAACCAAGAAGUACCUGAAAAGACAGAUGAGACAGCUGAACCCGACGAUAAAAUUAACACGAUUAAAGACACAGAUGUUGAAAUGAAUGAUAACGAUGCACAAAAUCAGCCUGCAAGUGAAGAUAAACAGAAUGAUGAGCCUGGAAGCGAAUUCGGCAAAGAUGACAACGCUGAAGAUAUUGACAAAAGUAAAGAUAUUGACAAACCUGACGCUACUGUAACUGAUGACAAACUUGACAGUGAAUCUGUUACAGAUAUAGACGAAAAAUCGCAAGUUACUGACGCAGCUAAUGAAACAAUUAACCAAGAUAACAAAGCUUUAAAUGAAACUGACAGUGAGUUGAAAACUGCUGGCGAGAAUGGUAGUACUACAGAAGAUGAUGAAUGCAAAGAUAAAGAUAAGAAUGAAGGAUCUAAUUCUACAGAAAACGCAAAAGAACAUAAAAGAAAACUUAGCACUGACGAUAUUACAGACGAUAGUUCGUCAAAGAAAGCCAAAUUAGAAUGCGUACGGCCUAAAGGAGUGAAGAGAGUGCAUAAGGGUGCCACAUUCUGGCCUUCCAACUUCCGUCAAAAGUUGUGCACGUGUGGUGAAUGUACCACCAUGUACAAUGACCUUAAAGUAUUAUAUCUUACUGACCUAGAGGACACAGUGUUCGCCUAUGAAAGUCUGGGCAAGGAGAAUGUAGCUGGAGGGGCCUCCCAGUAUGAGAAAGGCCUACAGGCACUUUCCUCCUUAGACCGGAUACAACAGAUAAACGCUUUAACUGAGUACAAUAGAAUGAGGGACAAAUUGCUUGACUUCCUCAAGAGUUUCAAAGAUAGGAAAGAAAUCGUCAAAGAGGAAGACAUAAAAGCGUUUUUCGCGGGAAUGAAGCCCCGACGGGAACCUGACGGCGUUUAUUUCUGCAGAUAGAAGUAGAAUGUUAAGAAUUAUUUUAUAUGUUUUUUAAUUCAUUUGUGAUUCUGUAACCAUUCCCCGUUUAGUACUUUCAUGUGAUUGAUGGUUAUUGAAUUCUCAAUAUAAUUCAAUUUUAUGA
Molecule: messenger RNA, 2989 nt
Organism: Helicoverpa zea (corn earworm)
Lineage: Eukaryota; Metazoa; Arthropoda; Insecta; Lepidoptera; Noctuidae
Product: myb-like protein X
Exons: 2
Coding region: 163-2865 (900 amino acids)
Cellular component (GO): cytoplasm
Molecular function (GO): zinc ion binding; ubiquitin protein ligase activity
Source: RefSeq, a predicted model, not a curated record